UCAGAGUGACUGGACAGAGGUUGCGGUGCCGGUGUGAUAGCUAGGGAUAUCCCAUUGAUGCUACCCUCGGCUAGAUGAGUGUCAUGUAACAAGUUAAAAUUUUCAUCUGAAAACAGAAAAUGGCUUCAAGAGGAGCAACAGAGACCAGUAAACUGAAACAAAACUUGGAAGAGCAGUUGGACAGAUUAAUGCAGCAGCUUCAAGAUCUGGAGGAAUGCAGAGAGGAGCUAGAUGCAGAUGAAUAUGAAGAAACCAAAAGAGAAACUCUAGAACAGCUGAGUGAGAUCAAUGACUCCCUGAAGAAGAUUAUGUCUGGAGAUAUGACUUUGGUGGAUGAGCUCAGUGGGAUGCAACUGGCAAUACAAGCAGCCAUCAGCCAAGCAUUUAAAACUCCAGAAGUAAUUAGAAUGUUUGCAACGAAACAACCAAGGCAACUGAGGACAAGGUUGGCAGAGAUGGACCGAGACUUAAUGGUUGGGAAAUUAGGACGAGCCAUCUAUACACAGCAGAAAGUGGAAAUCCUGACUGCUCUCAGGAAGCUUGGUGAGAAGCUUACCCCAGAUGAUGAGACAUUCUUGUCAGCAAAUGCUGGUGCAGCCCUGAGCCAGUUUGAGAGAGUCUCCACUGACCUUGGAUCAGGAGACAAAGUCUUUGCUCUAGCAAGUUUUGAAGUAGAAAAGGGAAAACAAUGAAGAGGUGCGUGAGGCCUUGUGUCUCUCCAGUUAUCAGCAGCAUUGGACUUCUGUCAUAUUGCAUUUGUUUUUUCUAUUUUUAACAUGUUGGAAAAAAGCAAGGCAAAACAAAACAUAAAUCCUCUUGGGUUCUUAACCAGAAGAUACGAAGCAAACAGCCUUAAGUGCA
Molecule: messenger RNA, 861 nt
Organism: Indicator indicator
Lineage: Eukaryota; Metazoa; Chordata; Aves; Piciformes; Indicatoridae
Gene: LZIC
Product: leucine zipper and CTNNBIP1 domain containing
Exons: 7
Coding region: 120-692 (190 amino acids)
Biological process (GO): negative regulation of Wnt signaling pathway
Cellular component (GO): nucleus; cytosol; beta-catenin destruction complex
Molecular function (GO): beta-catenin binding
Source: RefSeq, a predicted model, not a curated record